UCCCCGUCCCAGGAGCGCGGCCGGGGGCGGGGAGGGCGCGGGGCCGGCCUGGCGCUCGGGGCCGAGGGAGGAGGAGCAGGCGCGCCCAGCCGGCCGGACUCGGGCCGAGCGAGGGGGCGGGGAGAGAGGGGUGGAGCGCGGGGAGCCAGGCGAGGGGCCGCGACGACGGGACUCCAUUAGCCGCUCGGGCCGGGAGGAGCCGCACGACGCCGCCCUGCCAGCCGCCGCCCUCACGCCUGUGGUCGCGCGAGCCCCGGGCCGGGAGCGCCAGAGCGCGCGGAAGGAGCCAUGGCUCUGGACGGGAUAAGGAUGCCAGAUGGCUGCUACGCGGAUGGGACGUGGGAACUGAGUGUCCAUGUGACAGACCUGAACCGCGAUGUCACCCUACGAGUGACCGGGGAGGUGCACAUCGGAGGGGUGAUGCUCAAGUUGGUGGAAAAGCUCGAUGUAAAAAAAGAUUGGUCUGACCAUGCUCUGUGGUGGGAAAAGAAGAGAACGUGGCUGCUUAAGACACACUGGACCUUGGAUAAGUACGGGAUCCAGGCCGAUGCCAGACUGCAGUUCACCCCCCAGCACAAGCUACUCCGCCUGCAGCUCCCCAACAUGAAGUAUGUGAAGGUGAAGGUGAACUUCUCUGAUAGAGUCUUCAAAGCUGUUUCUGACAUCUGUAAGACCUUCAAUAUCAGACACCCUGAAGAACUUUCUCUCUUAAAAAAGCCCAGAGAUCCAACAAAGAAAAAAAAGAAAAAGCUAGAUGACCAAUCUGAAGAUGAGGCACUUGAAUUAGAAGGACCUCUUAUCACUCCUGGAUCAGGCACCGAUGUUCUUUACAUUGGCCCUCUGAAAGGAAGUAUAUAUUCAAGCCCAGGACUGUAUAGUAAGACAAUGACCCCCACUUAUGAUGCUCAUGAUGGGAGCCCCCUGUCACCAACUUCUGCUUGGUUUGGUGACAGUGCUCUGUCAGAAGGCAAUCCUGGUAUACUUGCUGUCAGUCAACCAAUCACAUCACCAGAAAUCUUAGCAAAAAUGUUCAAGCCUCAAGCUCUUCUCGAUAAAGCAAAAAUUAACCAAGGGUGGCUUGAUUCCUCAAGAUCUCUUAUGGAGCAAGAUGUGAAGGAAAAUGAGGCCUUGCUUCUCCGAUUCAAGUAUUACAGCUUUUUUGAUUUGAAUCCAAAGUAUGAUGCAAUCAGAAUCAAUCAACUUUAUGAGCAGGCGAAGUGGGCUAUUCUCCUAGAAGAGAUUGAAUGCACAGAAGAAGAAAUGAUGAUGUUUGCAGCCUUGCAGUACCAUAUCAAUAAGCUGUCAAUCAUGACGUCAGAGAAUCACUUGAACAAUAGUGACAAAGAAGUGGAUGAAGUUGAUGCUGCCCUUUCAGACCUGGAAAUUACUUUGGAAGGGGGCAAAACAUCAACAAUUUUGGGUGAUAUAACUUCCAUUCCUGAACUUGCUGACUAUAUUAAAGUUUUCAAGCCCAAAAAGCUGACUUUAAAAGGUUACAAGCAAUAUUGGUGCACUUUCAAAGAUACAUCUAUUUCUUGCUAUAAGAGCAGAGAAGAAUCCAGUGGCACACCUGCUCAUCAGAUGAACCUACGAGGAUGUGAAGUCACCCCGGAUGUAAACAUUUCAGGCCAAAAAUUUAACAUUAAACUCCUGAUUCCAGUUGCAGAGGGUAUGAAUGAAAUCUGGCUUCGUUGUGACAAUGAAAAACAGUAUGCACACUGGAUGGCAGCCUGCAGAUUAGCCUCCAAAGGCAAGACGAUGGCGGACAGUUCCUACAACUUAGAAGUUCAGAAUAUUCUUUCCUUCCUGAAGAUGCAGCAUUUGAACCCAGAUCCUCAGUUAAUACCAGAGCAGAUCACAACUGAUAUAAACCCUGAAUGCUUGGUGUCACCUCGCUACCUAAAAAAGUAUAAGAACAAGCAGACUUACGGGUUGUUCUCAGAAGGUAGGGACCAUGCACUACUACUCAGAUUCGCAGAAAAAGGAUGCAAAAAACAGAUGCCAGGCUAUGUAAGAGAUUUGAUAACAGCAAGAAUCUUGGAGGCCCAUCAGAAUGUAGCUCAGAUGAGUCUGAUCGAAGCUAAGAUGAGGUUCAUUCAAGCAUGGCAGUCCUUGCCUGAAUUUGGCAUCACACACUUCAUCGCAAGGUUCCAAGGGGGCAAAAAAGAAGAGCUCAUUGGAAUUGCAUACAACAGGUUGAUCCGGAUGGACGCCAGCACCGGAGAUGCCAUGAAAACGUGGCGGUUCAGCAACAUGAAGCAGUGGAAUGUGAACUGGGAGAUCAAAAUGGUCACUGUAGAGUUUGCAGAUGAAGUCCGGUUGUCGUUCAUUUGUACUGAGGUAGAUUGCAAAGUGGUUCAUGAAUUCAUCGGUGGCUACAUAUUUCUCUCAACACGUGCGAAAGACCAGAAUGAGAGCUUGGAUGAGGAGAUGUUCUACAAGCUCACCAGUGGUUGGGUGUGAACAGAAACACUGUGUGAUGGAACUUCACGGCCAUAACCAUAUUUAACUUUAAAGCUGUUGUUUAUUAUAUGCUGCUUAAUAAAGUAAGCUUGAAAUUUAUCAUUUUAUCAUGAAAAACUUUUUUGCCUUACCAGACCAGUUAAUAUGUGCACUAACAAGCACGACUAUUAAUCUGCUACCAUGAUACAAUAUAUGGACUGUUGAAUAUGGCACAUUCCUUAGGGCCAUGAAUUGAAAACUGAAGUAGUGGGCAAAUCAGGAACCAACUGUCACUGAUUUAAACUAGCCAAUCUAUAAGCAACAAGCCAUGUACUCUAAAACUACCCAGGGCUUAACCUAUAUGAAGUCUAUUUAUCAUGUCUAAUGCAUGUUUUUAAUGUGUGUUUUUUAUUUGAUGUCCUGUUUUAAAAUAUCCUACUUCUAGUAGCCAUUUGAUCCCCCCAAUAUGAAAUCAGGCUUGCAAAAGAUGCCUGAUAUUUGAAGUGUCAUUGUUUGACCUUGAAGGAAAUGCUGUUUAUCUGUCAUGCUUGGUUGGUUUUUGUCCUUGAAUAAGCAUGUGUGUAUAUUGUCCUGUGUUUUGUUUUCACACCAUACUGUAUUACAGAACGUUUAGUCUUCACCAGCAUAUUCACUGUCUGCCUAAAUAUGCACCUUUUGCAUUACAAUAUGAAGUAAAGGUCUAUGAAGUAUGCAUUUUGUGUAACUAAUGUACAAACACAAAUUUUAUAAAAUUGUACAGUUUUUUAAAAACUAUUCACAACUAGCAAAUGGCUUACAUGUAGCAUCCUUGCAUUAAAAUAUAUAAUUAAUAUGCAGUUUAAUAUCUGCUAAAUUAAGAAUGACUUCAUUAUGGUCAUGACUUGCCACAAUGUCCUUAACUCUAACGUCUGGACUGGCCGUAUUCCAGUCUCUCGCGCUGUUACAAUCUGCAUUGGUGCUAGUCAGAAAACUCCUAGCUCACACAGCCCAAGAGGGUGCCAGGGAGGGGUGAUUACCAGUAUUGUCCAAUAAUCCAUGGUUUAAAGACUGUAUAAAUGCAUUUUAUUUUAAAUAAAA
Molecule: messenger RNA, 3519 nt
Organism: Castor canadensis (American beaver)
Lineage: Eukaryota; Metazoa; Chordata; Mammalia; Rodentia; Castoridae
Source: RefSeq, a predicted model, not a curated record